CCGCCUUGCCGGCAUAACCGAAAAUGCUUAGCGUUAUUUGCUGUUGUUUGCCUCACAUCUGAUAUGAUCUAAAGAACCGAUCUCUCGAUAUAUCUCAACGUUUUUUUAGUUUACGUUGUCGUUUUUCCAUUUUCAACGGUGUAGGUAGAGAGAUCAUAAUGACAUAAAAGACGUUCGACGAAGAACUUGAUCGUGAAAUCUACAUCUGAUUGUUUAUUACGAUUCUAACCACAAACAAUUCGUUGGUUUUCCAAAUUCGUAUAAAAAUGAAUAUAGUUUGCGUGAUAUGUAGUGAGUUAUUAACACCAUCCGACGAUGUGUUCCACACACCGUGCGGACACAUUUUUCACUUCCCAUGCUUAAUGCAGUGGCUUGAAAGAUCAAAAACUUGUCCACAAUGUCGGGAAAAGACAACGGAUGGCAAGAUACAUAGGAUAUAUUUUAAUUUCUCAAACAGUGAUAGUAUCGUGGAAGAUGCUACGUCUCUGCAGCAUAGAAUUGACAAUUUGCUUUUCCAGUUAAAGCUGAAAGAUACAAAUCUCAAUAAUCUUACAGACUCCAAUAAACAAUUGGAGACUAAGACAACUGGCUUGAGACAAGAAGUUCGAAAACUUGAAAGCGAAAUAAAAAGUAAAGAUAGUGCAAUUCGUGCGCUUAAAGAGCAAACCAAAUUUUUACAGCAACAAUGUUUAGAUGCAGAUAAUUAUAAAAGAGAAAACAAACAUUUGAAAGAAAAUCUUCAAAAUUUAAAAAAUGUACAGGACCUCAUAAAUAUUUCUGUUGAUGAAGUAGAUGAUGUAAUAAUGAUGACAAGUGAUAGUUCCAAACUUGUAACAUACAUAGCAGUAUUAAAAAAAGAAUUGUCAGUUAUGUCAAAGAAGAGCAAAGAAAUUAGAGAGAGAUAUAACAGUUUGAAUCAAAAUUAUAGUCGGAUCUCUGCAAAAAACAAGACUUUAUCAGAAGAACAUACUAAACGAAAAGAAUUGGAAAAACAAUUAAUGAAGUGUGAAAGUGAGAAAAUAUUUUUACAAACACAGCUUCUUGAGAUGAAGAAAGAUUCACGUAAAUGCAUCUGUAAUACAUUUCAAAUAUCUUCGGAAAAACAUGACAGUUUAAAAGCAGAGCAUGAAACUAUAGAAUCUACUGCAACAAUGAACGAGUCUUUCACUAAACUUGAAGACCGUUUAAAACUAAAAAAUAAUGACAGUUUUGUUACUAUAGAUUCAGAUAAUUUCGAGAAUACUCCCGAGAGCAUAAAAUCAUUGGAUUUCUUUCCGAUAAGAAAUCGUAUUAAAAGACAAAAAUCUAGUAACAAUUUGCAAGUACCUUCGAUACUUAUGAAAAAAUCGAGAUUUGAACAAUCAACUCAAAAGUCUGCUCGUGGUAGUGGUAUGAGUUUUGAUGGCUUUGGAGGGCAUGCCAAAUAUGAUAAAUUUCCUAAUCCAGUUUCUAGUUCGCACAUAAAAAAAGUCAGAGAUGAUUUAAAGAAAAUUAAAAAACCGAAACUUGACACAGUUGCGUCGAGGAUGCACAGCAGGAAUGCUCACUGACCAUUCGCGCUACGUCCUCCGCGCGUUGCCGAUCGAUUCGGGCCUGCCCGUGUCCGUCCGUGCCCGCUAGUCUCCGCACCGUUUCGAUCAGAUCGUCGAGAGAGACUCGAUUGUCGCCGUCGAAGUCUGAAAAUGAAGAUGAUCAGCGGUGAUUGCUGUUUGCAUCCACACACUCGAAACGGACGAGUUACGAGUACGCGCGUGUGGAUGUACAACGUUGACGAAUAAAAUUGACAUCGCAAAAGAUAGAGAAGAAUUACAAUCAAUAUAUGGAAAAUAAAACAUAUCUUUUCGAGAUUGGUUUGAAAUUUUUAGGACAAAAUUUUUGAUGAUAAGUUGAUUAAGAAUUGAAUUGAAUAAUUAUUUGGAUUGGUUUGGUUAAAAUUAUAUUUAUUUAUGUUUAAAAGAAAAUUUGCAAAACAUUUUGAAUUCUUAAAAAUAAUCUUCAGAAUUUUUUUCUCAUAAAUGCUGUAAAUUAGUGUUAUAUCAUAUGAUAUAAAAAGUGACUUAUUUCCUGUCAAACUAUGUCACAUUAUGCACGGUGAAAACAAGAUAUUUAUUAUAAACCAAGGAGAUAUAUUUGAAAUUUAAAUAACAUCUCUCGGAUUUAAAGAUCGUGUAAAAUGACACUUUCCAUACUGCACAACACGAUCCAAUUUAUCUGAAUGGAGUCGCAGGUUACAUCGGCAAAUUGCUGCGAGAGGCGCGUUUCCAUUUCUACAGUAAUUGACAUGAGCCCAUGAAAUUAAACGAUCUCGAUUAACGAAAUCGACUGCGAACCGCCGUUUAUCAUUGUGUGAAUGCUUGACAACACUUGACAAACUUGUGUAUCGUUUACAUAUUAUCAUAAUUAUAACAUGUUAUAUUGUUUAUAUUUAUAUUUGGUUAAUUAAAUCAAAUUAGUCGCUAUAUUUAUGAGACACAAUAUAUUUUUUAAGAAGCCUUUAAAUCGUUUUAUCCAAGAAGUCCUACACAUUGAAUAAAAUGUGUAUACACUUUGAGAAAA
Messenger RNA from Monomorium pharaonis (pharaoh ant), 2556 nucleotides. RefSeq names its product E3 ubiquitin-protein ligase TRAIP (gene nopo). The record is from RefSeq and is a predicted model, not a curated record. Gene Ontology annotation, molecular function: zinc ion binding. NCBI's taxonomy places the organism in Eukaryota, Metazoa, Arthropoda, Insecta, Hymenoptera, Formicidae. The coding region runs from base 267 to 1550 and encodes 427 amino acids. The transcript is spliced from 8 exons.